CUCAAACCCCCUCUUGACUGUCGCGUCUGCCAAGAUGGGUCUUAUCACAGGACUCUGUACUUUCUUGUACCAUUUACCUCAGAUAUACAAAUGGCUGCUGAAGCCGUAUUAUAUCACUUCGUUCUUCAUGACCGUCGCCUUCCUGGUGGUCCGAAAGGCUCCAGGUCUGUGCGAUCACCUGGCGACCGAGCGUGAGGACGGCAACUCCUGCGACUUUGACUGGAGAGAAAUGGAAAUACUCAUGUUUCUCAGCGCAAUAGUGAUGAUGAAGAACAGGAGAGCGAUCACAAUGGAGCAGCACAUAGGCAACCUGUUCCUGUUCAGUAAAGUGGCCAACACCAUCCUCUUCUUCAGGCUGGACAUUCGGCUCGGCAUCAUUUACCUCGCAUUGUGUGUCGCAUUCGUCAUGACCUGUAAGCCACCUCUCUACAUGGGCCCCGAGUACAUCAAGUACUUCAGUGACAAACCAUAGAUUGAUGAUGAGCUGCAGAGAGACAGUCGUGUCACCUGGAUUGUUGAAUUCUACGCCAACUGGUCCUCCGAGUGCCAGUCUUUUGCUCCCGUUUUUGCCGACCUUUCUCUCAAGUACAACUGUGCUGCACUCCGGUUUGGGAAGGUGGACAUUGGACGCUAUGGAGAGGUUUCAGAGAGGUACAAGGUUAGUACUUCCCCUCUGGCUAAGCAGCUGCCCUCACUGGUGCUUUUCCAAGGAGGGCGGGAAAUAAUGAGACGUCCAAUGGUUGACAGUAAAAGGAGAGCUGUAUCUUGGACCUUCAAUGAGGAGAACAUAAUCCGAGAGUUUAACCUCAACGAGCUCUUCCAAAAAUCCAAGAAGCUGAGCAAAGGUUGUGAUUUCCAUGAAAAGGAACAGAAUGGCUCUCAGCCAGAGGAGGGCAGCGAUGAGCUACCUCCGGGAACCAACAACCCAGCGCUGCCCACGGAGAGCAAGAAAGACCAGUGAAGGGGACAAUUCUGAGGGGCUGCAUGACGUCUUUCCUUUUCUUCCAACAUUGCUACGCCUCACGUAGAGGAAAAUAGGUUCAACCAAUACACUAAGUCGUUCCUGUGACUAAUAAAUACCCCAAAAAGCUGGACCACAGUUCCUGGUCUGACUGGGGAUGAUGCAGUGUGGUUUGAGUGCAGCCAUGUAAAAGAAAUGCAAUGAUUUGGGGAUAUUUUAUUACAGCCAUUAAGUUAUUUAAGAACAAAUGCCUUUUUUUAAUGAUUGCUUUUUGGGCUGCUUUCAGCACCGUCACGGUGUGUAAACUUUUGCUUCCUGUAUUUUGCAACCAGUAUGUUUACUUAUGUCUCGUAUUUCAAAACCAAAGAAACUGAAAUAAAUAAAAAAAAUAAGUGUGCACA
Messenger RNA from Micropterus salmoides (largemouth bass), 1362 nucleotides. RefSeq names its product thioredoxin-related transmembrane protein 2a (gene tmx2a). Gene Ontology annotation, molecular function: disulfide oxidoreductase activity. Gene Ontology annotation, biological process: brain development. The record is from RefSeq and is a predicted model, not a curated record. Lineage: Eukaryota; Metazoa; Chordata; Actinopteri; Centrarchiformes; Centrarchidae. Gene Ontology annotation, cellular component: membrane-bounded organelle. The transcript is spliced from 9 exons.